Notolabrus celidotus (New Zealand spotty) is the source of this 2133-nucleotide messenger RNA. It is a transcript of the gene idh1, whose product is annotated as isocitrate dehydrogenase (NADP(+)) 1. The record is from RefSeq and is a predicted model, not a curated record. The transcript has 9 exons. Gene Ontology annotation, molecular function: NAD binding; isocitrate dehydrogenase (NADP+) activity; magnesium ion binding. The coding region runs from base 141 to 1385 and encodes 414 amino acids. Gene Ontology annotation, biological process: isocitrate metabolic process. Lineage: Eukaryota; Metazoa; Chordata; Actinopteri; Labriformes; Labridae. Gene Ontology annotation, cellular component: cytosol; mitochondrion; peroxisome.
UGGGGAGGUGGGAGCCGGUUACCUGCCGCUCCUCUGUCAGCCUGAGCGGAUUUCAGCUCCAGCAGUCCGGAUCAGAACAUCUGCCUCCUCUCCUCGCCUCUGUCUGUCUCCAGGACCCUUUAAAACACACAGGUAUCAUCAUGUCUCAGAAGAUCAAGGCCGGCUCCGUUGUGGAGAUGAAGGGAGACGAAAUGACCCAAGUCAUCUGGGAGCUCAUUAAGGACAAGCUCAUCUUCCCCUACCUGGAGAUGGACCUGCACAGCUACGACCUCGGCAUGGAGAACCGAGACGCCACGGACGACAAGGUGACGGUGGACGCGGCGGAGGCGGUCAGGCGUUACAACGUGGGCGUUAAGUGCGCCACCAUCACCCCCGACGAGAACCGAGUGGAGGAGUUCAAGCUCAAGCAGAUGUGGCGUUCCCCCAACGGAACCAUCCGUAACAUCCUGGGAGGAACCGUGUUCAGAGAGGCCAUCAUCUGCAAGAACAUCCCACGCCUGGUGACCGGCUGGAUCAAACCCAUCAUCAUCGGGAGGCACGCACACGGAGAUCAGUACAAAGCCACAGACUUCGUGGUGCCCGGUCCUGGAAAAGUUGAGAUGACCUACACGCCCACAAACGGAGAGCCGGUGAAAUAUCAGAUCCACGAGUUCCAGGGAACAGGUGGUGUCGCCAUGGGCAUGUACAACACAGACAAGUCCAUCAGGGACUUUGCACACAGCUCCUUCCAGAUGGCUCUGUCUAAGUGCUGGGCUCUGUAUCUCAGCACCAAGAACACCAUCCUGAAGAAGUACGACGGGCGCUUCAAGGACAUCUUCCAGGAGAUCUACGAGAAGGAGUACCGCGCUCAGUUUGAGGCUAAAGGGAUCUGGUACGAGCACCGUCUGAUCGAUGACAUGGUGGCUCAGGCCAUGAAGUCUGAGGGGGGCUUCAUCUGGGCCUGCAAGAACUACGACGGGGACGUGCAGUCGGACUCUGUGGCACAAGGUUACGGCUCUCUGGGGAUGAUGACCAGCGUGUUGAUUUGUCCGGAUGGUCGCACGGUGGAGUCUGAGGCUGCUCACGGCACAGUGACCCGUCACUACAGACAGCACCAGCAGGGGAAAGAGACCUCCACCAACCCCAUCGCCUCCAUCUUUGCGUGGACACGAGGUCUGCUCCACCGGGCGAAGCUGGACAACAACACAGAGCUGAGAGUGUUCGCUGAGGCUCUGGAGGCCGUUUGCGUCGAGACCAUCGAGGCCGGGUUCAUGACAAAGGAUUUAGCGAUCUGCAUCAAAGGCAUGCCAAAUGUGACUCGUGCAGACUACUUGAACACCUUUGAGUUCCUGGACAAACUGGCCGAGAACCUGAAGAUGAAGAUGGCCAACCAGCCCAAACUGUGAACUCUCAGUUAAAAAACACACACAUUUAAACACACACACACAUACACACACACACACGCACACACACAGAUACUAGAACCAACACUGGAGGAUGAAGGACUGAGCCCGACCCUCCAGGAGACUGAAGCUGAGUCAUUCCCUGCCUGAGGGGUCUGAUCAUGAUGGGUGCCUUUUCCACAGAGAGUUCAAACAGCGGCCAUCUUUCCUGUUAACGCAUCGCCACUGCACCUGAUGGUGAUCCAGUUUACCCUGAUUGCACUCGGUCCCCUGCAGUGAGCGCUUGUUUAUGUCAGUAUUUGUUAAGCUCGGCGGGGGGCCAGAAUCUGUCUGAGGAAUCCUCGCUGCCUUAUUCGUUCUACAUCACAGUCAUCGUCUUCUUCUUCUUCGUCUUGUGAACUUCUAACGAUCUCUCAGGCGGCGCCACAGAUCGCAGCCUGAGACUCACUCAUGUAAUGUAACGGUUUUGUAGCACACGGCACAGAAAUCAUCGUUUGUAGCAUCAAAUCAAGAGUCCUGAUUGGACUCUUUUUAAACACUGCUUUUAGAUUUGAUAUCCAUGUUUUUAACCGUCACAGUCAUGAAGAGGUGUAUUUAUUUGUCCUCCCUUUGUGUGUGUGUUAACAUCAGUCCGUCAGUCAUUCCCAUCCUGCCAAAAAGUCUUCAUGUUGUUCGUCUUUUGGUUUAUAAUCGAUAUCAUGCAUGUUAAUUCCUAAUGUGCUGACUCAUAAUAAAUGAGUUUUUGAAGAAA